AUGUCAACCGCGAUUCUCGGCCUAUCUGAAACCGGAGAACUUGAGAAGAUCCAUGACAGAUGGCUGUCAAAAUCUAAUUGCAGUAAACCGCGAGGGGCACAGUCAGGUGACUCAGAACAGCUCAAUGUGCGUAGCUUCUGGGGCUUGUUCCUAGGCUGUGGGAUCGCUGGUCUUGUCGCUUUCUUUAUCCAUUUCUUCAAGGUAGUCCGCGGCUUCUGCAAACACAAGUCAGAAGAAGAAGAAGCUAUACCUUCACCACAAAGUCCACUUCUGAAAAAGCUUCAAUCUUUUCUAGCAUAUCUUGAUCAAAAGGAAGUAAAUUCAAAGCCAAAGUCGAAGCGCAAAAGGAACAAUCUUUCUAUGAAUUCGAAUACUAUCUCGAGGAGUGUAUCUAGUCCAAUAUGA
Arabis nemorensis is the source of this 405-nucleotide messenger RNA. The record is from the annotation of a GenBank genome assembly. NCBI's taxonomy places the organism in Eukaryota, Viridiplantae, Streptophyta, Magnoliopsida, Brassicales, Brassicaceae.